Molecule: messenger RNA, 9636 nt
Organism: Mizuhopecten yessoensis (Yesso scallop)
Lineage: Eukaryota; Metazoa; Mollusca; Bivalvia; Pectinida; Pectinidae
Product: sterile alpha motif domain-containing protein 9-like
Exons: 10
Coding region: 653-6412 (1919 amino acids)
Biological process (GO): regulation of apoptotic process
Cellular component (GO): cytoplasm
Molecular function (GO): protein binding
Source: RefSeq, a predicted model, not a curated record
GUAAAUAUAAUUGAUUCUGUAAUGUUGUAUGACAUAGGUAGGAUUCAGUUAUUGGAUUAACAUGGUAAAAAUAAUGGAAAACAUGUAAUUGAUUCUGUGUAUUGUAUGACAUUGGUAGAAGUAAUGAGGGAUAAAUAAUUAAUUCAGCUUCUUUUAUUAUUUUGGUAAAAGUAAUGGCUUGGGCUAUAUAUAAUUGAUUCGGUGUAUUGUAUGACAUUAGAAGAAGUAAUGACGGAUAAAUAAUUAAUUCAGGUUUUUUUUAUAUAAUAUUGUUAUUUAGUUAUGGGAUAUAUAUCAUUAUAAUUGAUUCUGUGUAUUGGUUGACAUUGGCAGAAUUAAUAGACGUACACAUUGAAUAGAAUCAGAAUAAUGUCUAUAAUAUUUACAACAACAACAUAUUUAGACCUAUCAGUUAUUAUGAUAUCGAAAGCGAAAGCAGAUUUAUGAGAUUUCGGGAAUUAUGUAGAUGAGAUUCUCGUCUACUGCGAGAUUGACAGGAAAACGAAACUGAUCUCUGAUGUGGGUCGCCAUUCGGCGCUCUGUUUAGCAGCAAAAUGACACUCAGAGCGGAUGAAGCGACUCUACAACCAACAUGGCCGACGAAAUACCGUUUCUGUUCUCCGUUUUGAAUGACGUAGGCGCAUGAAAUAUAAUGGAUGUCAAACACAAGCUAGUCCUUAGAAAAAACGAGACGUACCUAAGAGAUAAUCUACAAGUAAACGUUAUACUUCCACGCUUGUAUGAGGAGGGUGUCAUUUCUGAUGAUGACCGAGAGCGAAUCAACGCUGAAGUCACAACACGGAAACAGAUCAGCAAAUUACUCUCAAUUAUUAAACGAAAACCGGACGUCUACAGGAAACUUCUAGGAGUACUGGAAGUAGAAGAUUGCCAAUACAUCAAAGAAAAACUGGAGUCUACUUUCAUAGAUGAAGAAACUCUUAGAAAGGAACAAGAGUCAGAUGAAGAUUUUGUGAAAGAACGGCUUUUGAUCCUUUUCCGAGAGUCAGAAGACGGAAGGGUUAGGUAUACCACGCUGGAAGAUGAUAUACGUCAGGAAAUUUGUUUACAUGGUAAAGAAUUUAGACCAGAGAAAGAUCUACUCAAAAGCAUCGUUCAGAAGACUUUCCCUACGGUCCAAUACAAAACCGUGCGACGUGAGAAACUGGAGUCUAUAUGUAUCUUUACCAAUUUGACAAGGAAAUCAUCAGAUGACGGUGAAACCGAAGCUGGUAUAAUUCCAAGUGAUGAAGAUGAUUACGACUUUGCCGAAGAGUUUGUGAAAGAGAAACUUUUGCAUCUGUUUCAAGAAACUGAAGGAAAGGAGAUAGAGUUUAGUACUUUAGAAACCGUUUUAAAAAGACAGAUUUCCUGCCAUGGGAAAAAGAUCAGAGUGGAGAACAUUCCAAGAAUUGUCCAAAAGACGUUUCCAAAGGUUGUUUACAAAAAAGCAAAGAGAGGAAAGCGGAAGAUACAUGUUUUCAAGAACUUGGCAAAGAAAGAUCACGACAGUGACGAUUCUGAUGAUAAUGGAGGUGCAUUUGCAUUGUCUGACGAGGCAAAUCCAGCAAAUGAGAAGAAUAAACAUCCGCCAGAAACGCAUUUGGACCAAUUAAACGUGACCGAUCUGUGUAAAUUUUUGGAGCCAAAGUUUCUACAAAGUGACAUAAGUCUUCAUGCGUUGGAAAUGUUUGAAAAGAACGAAAUCGGUGGACAUGUGUUUAAACAUUUUGAGAUGGAAGAUUUAUCGGCCAUAACGGAUUUGUCAUACGGACAGAAAAAAUCGAUAUUGAUUUUGAAAGAUAAACUCAUUUCCGAUGAGGAAGCCUCUCAGACCAGCGUCCCGUGUCCAGAUGUAAGUGAUGAAACCAAACCGAUAAUCCGGGAAUCAGUCAGAAAGUUCGAUACAUCUGCUGGUGUGCUAGGAUCGUACAGAAAAGGAGCUAUUCUUUCCGCAGAUGUCCACAGAGUCCAUAAUUUAAUCGAACCAGUUCAUAGGUUCAUCAACUGUCCUGAUGAUGGAGCGCAAAACAUUACAUCUUGGUUGGCUUCUGAGACCAUUACUUUUGCUGCAGCGUGUAUGAAUGACAGAACGAAUGGAACUAUCCAUUUUGGCGUCAAGGGUGUGAAUGACGACAUUCAAAUGAAAGGAGAAAUUGUUGGCGUCUCAGUUGACAAAGACAGGUGCAAUGAAGCAAUUAAAAGGAUUCUGCGAGAAAAGAUGUUCGAAGAUCAAAUGGAAAUGGCAUGGAAGUGCAUUCGACCUCCUGAGUUUAUUCAUGUUGCUGAGUCUGGCAAAAAUCUUGCAUGCGUCGUAGUUGAAGUUGACGUUGUUCCCCAUGCUGCUUUAUUGGAAGAUGAAGCUGUUUUUAUAAGAACAAAUAUAAGAGGUAACAUCAAGCCCACGCUUUAUCGCUUCACAGAGGGCAGUGCCAUACCAGCGAAACAAAACGAGGACCAAAUGCGUCAAUACAUGAAGCUAAAGGGAAGGCUUUACGACCAUCGCAAAAACCAGGAAAAUAAGCCUAAACCUAAAAAAAUUCAACAGGACCUACGGCAAAAAUUUUUGAACGUCUUUUCUUGUGGAGAACCAAAACUAACAGAAGAAACUUACCCUGUUAUUUUUACAGGUCGGUGUGAUGAGAACUCAGCAAAGGAAGUGACUGAAAACUGCUUUGAAUUUGUUCAGCUUUUACAGCCAUAUGCAGUGUUUGAUUUCAAUUCUUCAACUGGACCAGGAUCACUACACUACUAUGUAGAGGAAACAAAAGAGCAAGCACUGAAAAUAGUGACUACAGACAACUUCGAUAAAGAAAGCGAGGAAAAUAAAAAAGACGCCGAAAGACAUGGUCGUCUAAUGGAUGAUCUUCGGAACUCUUACAUGCAAACUUGGGUAUUUGCAAAUGGAUAUGACAGAAUGCGACGAGAAGACAUGAACGCUUUUAAUUGGAAGCAGACAAGAAGCCAGGGCUUCAAAGAAGCUUUGCGAUAUUGUUACAAUGAUAUUCCAACAGGACGAGGAGUCGCAAUUUUUCUGCUGCUUUCAAAAAACUAUGACGUCAUGCUGGAAGCCGCCGAAGACGUCCUCUCAAAAUUCCAUGGACAGUGGAUUUUGCUUGCACCCUCAGACGAUAUAGCUACGAACUGGAUAUCCGAACUGAUUCGCAGAAAUAGUGUUGACAAAACGAUCAUCAACGAGAGAUGUAUCAUAGGAAUGACGUGGAAGCAGAUGAAUACGAUGAUUCGUCAAGUUGUAGGACCGCUCCAAGAUUCUGCUUGCCAAAUACCACUUGCAAAUGGGGGAUUCUGUACGCUGAGAAACAGAGUGAAAAAUGAACUUUGUGACCUAGAUAUUCUAAGUCAACAAGAAUGCGACAAUAGUGACAUAUUGAAAGACAAAGUCAUGAAGCAGAAGCACUACAGAGAUGUACAGGAAACAUUCUAUCAUGGCGGAGAGCCAAGCUGGUUGAACUACUGGUAUAAAGAGGAUCACGUUUGUCGGAGAUCACAACAUGACACAUUGAUGAAAUACGUCAGGUGUGCAUUAAAAGGGGAAAAGAGUGACGAGGAUAAAGUUCCUGUGGUAACACUAAUACAUCAACCUGGAUCUGGAGGCACAACAACGGCCCGACAGAUUUUGUGGGAUUUGCGAAAAGAGUAUCGAUGUUGUGUCGCAAGAAGAAUCACAGAUCAAACAUGUGACCAAAUACUGGAACUGCGAAAUUAUGAAGAGUCCAAUUCUCCUCGUCCUCCACUGGUCUUACUCGAUAAUUGCGACGAAGAGAUUUUGGUUAAUCUGCAAUCCUAUCUGCAAAGAAGGGCAAUAGAGGCAUCGAUCCGUUCCGAGGAACCUAUUGAAACAUUCUGUGUCCUUCUCGUUUGUUCACGUAGAACCAGUCUACCUCGAAAUUACAUAAAAGAUCAAACCGUUCUAAUUCGGCAAGAAUUAGAUGACCAGGAGCUUGAUUGGUUUAAUAGGAAGGCUGGUGUUUUGAAAAACCGAUUCGAGAAAGAUGAAGGCAUCGAUCCAAAGCUGCUCAUAUCUUUCAACAUCCUUAAAGAAAAUUUCAACUUUUCGUACAUCCAAAGUGCUGUGAAGCAGUUCGUUGAUGGUAUUGAGGCACAAGAAGAAAAGGAUUUACUGCUGUUUCUGUCACUGAUAAACACUUUUGAUAUAGAUUUCCAGCCGAUCCCCAUCAGCGCGUUUGAUGCCCUAAUGGAGGUGAAACGGGGUAAAAGCAAAGUACUGAACUUUGGAUUAGCUCUACAGCAUCGUUUUGCGAACAGUGAGAGACAAUGGCAGAAACAAAUCAGUACAGAACUAAUGGUUCUUCUGAACAUAUCUGCAAGAGGCGGUCAAGGAAACAAUCUGAAGGCUUUGUCCAUAGCCAGCCCUUUAUUUGCCAGCGAAAUAUUCAAAUACCUACAGGAAAUAUCACAUAAAAGUAUAAGCUCAAUACUGAUGCAGUUUUUGCAGUCACGAGUAUUCAAUCGGCAGAACAGAUCAGUGGACCAAGUCAUCCGUAUUGUCAACGAUUUAUUGAUGAAACGGGAGAUUUUGGACAAUGGAAAAAAGGAGAAAUUUUCCCGACUUCUGACAGAAGUGCUUCAAAAAGAAGAUACAGAAAAGGCAGUGUCAAUCUUGCAGAAAGGCUUUGAGACAACGGAUGAUCCGAGAAUCAUCCAACAUAUUGCAAGGCUUUACAUACACUGCAAAAACUGGGAAAAAGCGACUGAAUUUGCAAUCAAGGCUACACAAAUCAGACCCAACAACUCCUAUUUUUGGGAUACAUACGGUCAGAUUUUCAAAACUCAGCUGUUUGAAAAAUAUAAAACAUGUAUGUUGACUGACGACGUUUUGUCGGUGAAUGAUACAUGUGACAUCAUCCAGGUUGCGAUGAAAGGUAUCGAAAAGUUCCACAGAGAACAAGUAGAAAGUGAACAUGAUAAGCAUGCUUCACAAAAUGACGCAGGCUAUUUUGGCGAGGUAAGACUAAUAAUUUUGUUGGUCAAAAUAUUGCAAUGUUCCCCUUUCGAAGACAGUAUGCUGCAUUCAUACAUUGUAAACGGGCAAUUCCAGGCUUCAGCGUUUGAACAAAUCAAUCACGAAAGCCGAGAAGUCCUGAAGCGUUUGCAUGGCUACACAGAAACAGCGAUGCGAAAGAUGGAAGAAAAAUCAGCUCAGCUUAAGGGAACCAGUUCAAUAAAUAUAGUCAGAGAUAAGCAUGGCUACCUGGAAGAAUUAGCGGCUUUGCAGGAAAGUGUUGACAACAUUUUUGGCGAGAAGAGUGACGAAGUACCGGCACAUCUUACCCAAAAGGAAACCGCUGAUUUCAGGCGAAGGAGAGUCCGAAGACUUGGAGGAAGAUCACUGACAACACUUUUACGGAUAAGGCGAAAGAUCGGUGACGAUAUGCAACAUUUGGACAUCAUGUUUGAUCACUUAAUGAAGAACGUCUGCUCUUCUUUCUCAGAACCAUUCGACACUAUAAUCUUAAUCAGUGUGGCAAUUGUGAGGAGGAUAAUCUAUCUGAAAGAAAGUGUUACUUCCAAACUUCCUCAGAUUUUAGAACUUUCAAAACGACUGUAUGACGUCGAAUGCAGUUCAAAGAAUGGUUCUGUCUACAUGGAAGUAUUCCUGUUCUUAAUGAUGUUUCAUUGGCCAACUCAGAACAGAAAAGAGAGGGAUCUUUGUCCUAUAGGAACACUACGCGACGCCAUGGGACGAUGGAAAUGUGCCUUUCUGAAGAAGCAUCCACGUCAAAGAGAUGACAGAAAUCCACAUAGACAGAAAGAGGCAACUCUGUUUUUUCUCGGCAAAGAUUUAGCCAGUGAUGAAAUAGUUUAUUAUGAAGAACUACACAGUCGUCACAAUGCUGUUUAUUUUAAUCGAGAUCAAAUUUGGGAGGGCCGCAACGUAGUGAAUAAACUGCAGCGAUUGGAAGGAACGCUGGUUGGGGAUGGAUUAGAAGUCCUGAUAAACAUUGAAACGAGGUCCGGAAACAUUGAGACAUUAACUGUUCCAACGUCUAUGCCAAUCGGACGGAGGUCACUGUGGCAGAAGAGGGUAUUUUUCUAUCUUGGAUUCACAUGGGCUGGGCCAAAAGCAUUUGACGUAUCAUCAGAUGAUCGUCAGAAUCUCCUUGGAAAAUCGGACACACCUAAGGCUGUUUUGCCGCCCCGUGUCCGGGACAAGUCAGCCUACGCUCUUGAACGAGGUAGGGAAAAGCCAACCUGCGGUCUCGAUCCAACCACGAAAAUAGAUGAAAUCCGCCAGAAGUUAAAAAUGAUUGAGAAACACAAGUCCAAGAAAAAGAAAACUCCGAAGCAGGCUAAAGAAAUAAGUCAGGAAGAGGAUUUGAAAAGGGAAUUAGAAACCUUGCUUCAACGAAUGCAGGACGUGUUUGGAAACUGAUAUGAGAAAGUAACAUGUAAGAUUGGCAGGUCAACCUCUUCGAAUCGGUUGUGUUGAUAAAUAUCAUUACAUUACAAGGAGCAUUGAUCCAGCAUCAAGAGUAACCAUAGCAAUCCCGCGUGUUAGUUGAAUGCAUCAAAUUGUUAAAAAAAAACAGUUGUGUAUUUUGUGCUACAAUGCCUGUUCUGGAUAGUCUUACAAGCCUGCUUCAUCUUUUAUAUGAUGUACUUAGUGUCUUGUAGAUAUGUUGUACAACACUUUUAUACACAAAAGCAGGAAUUGACAAUUGUCCUCACACAAAUUAAGAAUAAACCAUGAUUUUGAUAUAAAAAAAAUCAAAAAAAAUCUAUCAAUUAUUUCGAAUGAACGAAAAAAUAACAUAAUAGAGAAAAUAGAUCGAAAAAUAAAUUAUUUUUAAAAUAUUACCUGGGUAGAUAUUACUAGUAUUUUGGUGACCAUGUCCAUUUUCUGUUUGUUGACAUCUGAACAUGUAUAGACAUAGAAAAACAAAAUUUGUGGAGGCACCUACCGGACACAAAGAUGCUCGUUUAACGUGGUAGAUGACAUAAUUGUGACGAUAUCUGAAAAAGGGUUCGUCAAAACUGAUAUGAUAAGAUGUCACAAGUUUUGUAAUUUUUUUAAAUCUACAUUGUGUAAUAAGACAAUUUGUCUUUCCUUUUUCAGUAAAAGGUUAUAAACAUAUUGUGAUAAUUAUUCGGUGUUUAAAAGACAACAUGGCUAUUUUUUAUGUUUCAUCUUCUACCUUUUCAAUCGUUCUGUACACCCAUCCUUCUGUACAAUAUUUUGCCUAAACUUUCAGGUUAGCUCCAUUACUUUAAUCCUAAAGUCAAAUAUUCGCCACAAUUUAUGUAUAAAUACAUCACGAGGAGUAUCACAGUAUUACAUCAAAUAAAGGUCAGUGUGCCCCUUGUUUUUCGCUCCUCUGAUUUUAGUUAACUUUGCGUUUAGUAUUCACCAAAAUUCAUAAUACUUUACUAUGUAUGUUUAACGUCAAAAAUAUAUUACCUUAAAAUGUCAUGUGGCAUUGUCCAAAUAAAACUGCAAUUUAUUUCCGGUUUCCAGUAUACAUUAAUGCUGAAAUGUGCUAUUUUUCAUGAGCGAUGUUCACAUAAUCCAUGGCAAUGAUUCACAUUCUUCAGCGAAAACUUCAUGUUGGUGAACAAAAAAUCCGAUACUGAAGGGAUUGAAAGCAUGCACCUUUCCUGCAAGACUUUUCCUCUAAUAUUAUUUCGACAACUGUUGCCUGUUUGUGAUGUUUAUUUUAUUUUAUUUAUUUUCUUAUUAUUUUUAUAUGCUAUUUUUUUCUGCUUUUUGCAAAUUAUGAGUGGCAUUUAAGAAGUAUACAUUAUGGCAAUGUGUGAAAAAACGUCAGUAAUACAGUUCGAAUUGUCAAUUAUUGAUAUGUUAUUUAAAAGAUUAAUUUACAUGUCACUUAUUGCGAUGUUUGCAAAAAUAUUGUCAAUAAGGUAAUGAACAUGAGAUUUUUGUAAUAUGUGUGAAAAUAUUGAACACUCUUAUGAGCACAUACAAUAAGAUGAAUUGUCUAUUCUUAAUGAUUAACUUAUUGCGAUGUUUGAUAAAAUAUUAUCAAUAAAGGUAUGAAUGUGUCAAUUAUUGUGAUGUUUCAUGUAAAACAACGGUUACAUAAAUUGAACUAUACAUAUUAAUUAAUUUACAUGUCAUUUAUUGUGAUGUUUGCAAAAAUAUCACCAUUAAGGUUAUGAAUAUGUCAAUUACAUAUGUAUUUUGAUAUUUGUGAAAACAUUUAACAAUAACAUUUGGAUGUCUUAUUUUCAAAUUUUAAGAUGAAUUUGUCUAUUCUUAAUGGUUAAUGGACAUGUCACUUAUUGGGCUGUUUUGCAAAAAUUAUCAGUAAGGUUAAGAAUAAGCAAUCGGAAGAUAAAUUGUAAAUUAUUGCGAUACUAUAAUCCUUAUUAAUUAAUCGACAUGUCACUUAUUGCGAUGUUUGCAAAAAUAUUGUCAAUAAGGUUAUGAAUAUGUCAAUUUUUAAAGAAUGAUUACGGGGAAUGUGUCGCUUAUAGUGAGGUUUACAUAUCAGUAAGAUCAGUUGAAUUUGUCGGUACUGAAUUAUUUUAUAUUGUAAUAUUAGUGUGUGCGUUUGGAUGUUUUAACGUAUGCUUGUAGUAUUACUGUUUCCUUGAAAAAGGCAAAAAUGUCAACCCGAAAACUCAUCAUUUAGUCUGUCUACCUUUUGUAGUCAGAGUAGUGGUUUAUUUGUAUAAUUUAUGUAUCAAUGUUAUUGUGAUUACUGCUAUUUAUAUAAGUUAAGAGCAAAACUUGCCGAAGAGAAAUUUAUUGUUUUACACCUGAAAUUGAAUAUUCUGAAUCGUACUUGCCAGUGGUUUAUUUGAAUAAUUGAUUUAUCAAUGGUACAGUGAUUACUGCUAUUUAUAUUGAGUAAGAACCAAACUUGCCGAAUUGAAGUAGUGUUGUACGACUGAAAUUGAAUGUAUCACAUUGUGCAAAGUUCUAGUCCGGGGUUCGAACACUGGCACUUUAGAAUGUGGUACUAUCGAUCUAACCAGCUGAGCUACCUUUCCAACGGAACUGUCCUAGCCCAAAAUGUGCUACUGAUAUAUCAAAUUGGAAGUUAAUGGGAGUUAACUGUAUAUUUCAGUAGGAUUUCAACUCAUGUGUAUCUCAAAUUAUAAAACGUGUUACAAGAAUCAAACUUGUUCAAUCACAUAUAAGCUUUAAAUAUAAGCUAGUUUCUGGAUUUAUAUUUCAAUGCGUAAAUAAGUCACUCGAUAUGGCGUGACUACCCUUGUAUUGGUGCUGAAUAAUGGUUUUGUUUUUAAUCAAUGUAAUAUCCACUAUGGCCGUCGUGGCCUUGUUGUGAUUGUAUAUAUGUGAAUUUAGUUCCAAAUUACUUUCAAAACAGUCAAUGGCAUAAUGGAAAUAUAAAAUGCAUAAUAUGUUGAAAGGUUUAUUUAUUGAAAUGUAGUGUGCUGCUUUGAUUACCAAAUGUCUCAAUAAGCAUAAUGAUGUACUGUGAUGAAUCGAUUUUUCCUACACCAAACUAAAUAAUAUACGGUUAGUGUUUAUGAAAUGGCAAAUAAUUGAUUGCAAUGGUAAUGUGGUGUUGAGAUAGGGUUUGAGGGUUUUUACCGAAAAGGUACCACUACAACACUUUCAAUCGCGAAGAAUAUUUCCACUACAGGAGUAUUCUCCCUUUUAUAUAA